AUGUUAUCUUACAAUCAAGCCAUUGAAAUUAUCCCUAACCGACUCUACUGAAUAAGUAACAAAUCUCCACCCCGUAACAAAGCGAAUUCCUCAUAUUUCUGUAUAGAUAAUGUAAAAGAUAUAUAGGAGCUUACCUAUGAGCCUUUUAAUCAAGAUUUCGGACCAAUUAACCUAGGAAUGACAUAUAGGUUUUGCGUCGAACUAGACAAGCUUAUAAAAAACCCUUCAUUAUCUCAGCAUCAGAUUUUUCAUUAUACUGCUUUGGAUCCCGUAAAGAGGACAAAUGCAGCUUAUUUAAUGUGUGCGUAUCAAGUUUUGUUUCUUAAUAAAACAAGUGAAGCAGCAUGAAUGCCAUUUUCUGUGCUGCCGAGGUUUCUUGACUAUAGAGAUGCAGGGUUUGGGAUGUGUACUUAUAAAUGUACAAUAUUGCAUUGCAUUCAAGGGCUGGAAAGAGCUUUAAAGCUUAAUUGAUUUAACCCGAAAACGUUUAUCCCUAUUUUUAUUGAUAUUUUUAUAACAAAUUUGCAUAUUUAUAUAUAAUUUUUUUUAUAAAGUGAAUUAAAUAUGUCAUAAUUUUGAAGAGUACGAGAAUUUACAAAGGAUAGAAAACGGAGAUAUGAACUGAAUUAUCCCAGAAAAAAUGCUGGCUUUUAGCUCGCCAAGCCCAAAUAAUGUUGAUGGGGAUGGGUAUAAAUGUUUUACACCUGAGGAUUAUUGUCCUGUUUUUAAAAAAUUAGGAAUAUCUACUGUCGUAAGGCUAAAUAAAAGGACUUAUGAAGCAAACCGAUUUAAGGCUGAAGGAAUAAACCACUAUGAGCUGUAUUUUCUUGAUGGCAGCUGCCCGUCUGAAGAAAUCGUAAAAAAAUUCAUAAAAAUCGCUGAAACUGAGCCAGGUGGAAUUGCAGUCCACUGUAAAGCUGGACUAGGAAGAACUGGGACUCUUAUAGCUUGUUAUGCUAUGAAGCAUUAUGAAAUUUCAGCUGCAGCUUUUAUUGGAUGAAUCAGGGUUUGCCGCCCUGGAAGUGUUCUCGGUCCCCAGCAGCAAUUUUUAAUUGAUAUGGAAUUAAUUUGCAAAAGUUGGCGAAAUAUCAUAUUAAAAUGGUGUAGUGACUAACUCUCCUAUAGCUGACAUCCCAUAGAGAUCUUGAAUAAGUGAGGAUGUGCAUACGGCCAGGCUUUACCUGGUUUAGUAAGAUGCAAUGUCGGAUUUAGUUGUCCACAUGUUCAGUCAAAAUUAGGGUUUUUGCCUCAUGGGAAAUGGAACUGAGAGUUGGAAAGGGGACAUCCCGUGAAGCCAAUGGCUGUUUUUCCUCGCCAAUCGGGACAGUUUUCCAGUAUGAACUAGGAGCUACACCAUUUCCAGUUUGGCAGUCGGCUAAAAUUCAACCAUUGAAAUUUUCAUAGGUGAGCAAUCUCUGUUUAAGCGCGUCUCCGGCUAUUUAGCAACAAGUGCAGUCCUUUGUCUGGCAGGAACAGCAUUCGAGAUGUUAUGUAAUGUGAACUGGAGAACAAACGGAGAAGUGUAAAGGGAGGAGGCAGUCUUUUCAAGAAUAACCUUGAACUUUUCUAUAAGUAGCAUGAUAAUGAUAAUAGCAAAAUAGUGCGAUUUUUUCUGCAGACUUUGAUAAUCAGACAGUUUCCUGAAAAAUUUGCUGUUUGAAUCUCUUGCUCAAUUCUUUUAUAAGUUGUCUUUGACAUUUUGCGAUUUAGAACGUGCAGGAAUAAUUAUAUGUAGCCGGCGAAACAGUGAAAGUAAUCAAAAUUUAUUAAAAAAAUUAAAAGACGAGUUUUUAGAAAAAACAGAAUUAUUACAUUAAAACGGCAUAGAGUCAACCACCCUCUCUUAACACCUAUAGAUGGAGAAACCCAGGAGACCUUAUGAGAGGGAAGAUGGCGUUCGGUGAUGUGCAUCUAGCCAGGCUUUAAUUGAUUUGUAGCGCAAUAUUGGACCAGACCGACCGCAGCACAUUCCAGAUCAAGGUUUUCCCUCUAGGUAAGAUGGAUGCUUGGUGUUGGAAAGGGAAAGCUUUACAAGUCCUUUUGACCAAAUCUGGCAAUUCCUAGCGCAAUACGGGAGUUACACCCAGGGUGCAAGCUUCAUUUUGGUCAACACCUCGGUCUGAGAAUUCGAUUUUAGAGUUUUCUGGAAGGGCAACCCAAGUCAGGCAUACGACAUUACAGCCUAUCCCGCUGCACUCCAGCUAAUGUGCGAGCCCAUUUCUGGGGUGCAGGUUCAAUGAUAGUGGAUUUUGAUAGUGUGCUUCUCACCGAAGUAUUUUUGGUCGAAAAAUUGGUUGAAACUUCUUGAUAAUGAGACAUUUGACAAAAAACCCGUCAAAUUUUGAGCAAAUGUCACACUAUUUAAAAAUUUUCGACCAAUGUAUUUCGAUGAAAUGUACACUGUCAAAAAUCCACUGUCAUUUGGCAUGGAGCCCAUUUCUGGAGGAGCAUAGCGGAUAGGCAGAUAGCUGGCACGUGAAGCAAGGCGGAGAUAAAUAUCUUUUGAAGUAUCACAGGUAGCUUCUCCAUAAACUUACUCCCCCCCCCCCUCCGUGAGCGAACAAAAAAAUUUUGUUCGCUCACGGAGGGGGGUUAAUUUUUUUUUUUAAAAAAAAUUUAUAUAUAAAUUUUAUAAAAAAUAUUUUUUUUCGAAAUUUAAAAAAAUCCUAAUUUGCAAAAAUUGGGAAGCAAAUAUUAAUUUAAUUUGCAAAAUUUAUGUUUUAAAACGCAAUUUGUUUAAAAUUAAACAGAAUUAGCUCUAGAUUUCAUUAUAAUAAUUAUCACUUAUAUAUCAAAAUUUUUUUCCAUUAAAAUUUUUUCUAUUAAAAAAAUUUUUGUUCACUCAUGGAGGGUGGGUUUUUUGGUCAAAAAAUGGCGAUUUUUCUAAUGGUUUUGUUCGCUCACGGAGGGGGGGGGGGGGGGAGUUAAGAAAAAAAACAGAAUUAACACCAGAAGAAUCCUUUAUAGCAAAAUUUGGAGAUUUUGGGCAAGCUAAAAGGCUUGUUAGUGCUAAAAAAACUAAUCAAUCAAUAACUCCUGAAAGGAGAAGAAGCUUAGAUAGGGUAACCUUUAUGCAGGCUUAUACACCUUCAACGAGAUCAGCAUCUGUUACCUACGAUUCAGGCAAAACUAAAUCUUAUAGGAACAAUGCAAUACAGAACAUUUUUAUGUCCAGACCUCAGAACUAUAGGCUGCCUUCUCAUACCCCGAUUACUAGAGGAAAAGCACCGAUUUAG
Messenger RNA from Blepharisma stoltei, 3236 nucleotides. Lineage: Eukaryota; Ciliophora; Heterotrichea; Heterotrichida; Blepharismidae. The record is from the annotation of a GenBank genome assembly.